AAAAAAAUUCUUCUCUCUGUCUUUCCACUCUCUUCUCCUCUUUCCAGAAAUAUGAAAUUCUUGGCAUUGUAAUGGUGCUCUUCUCUUAUUAGAUCCCUUUGUUCUUACUUCCUGAAGAAUGAAGAGGAGAGAAGCAAAACUAAGAAACACGGACAAUCCCUUUACCACUCUCCUCCUCUUCCUCCUCAGGCUUCUAGUCGCCUCUUCUGUAACCCACAUCAGAUUGGACACCUCCGAUCACCGCUACUAGGAGGGUGACCAUGCUCCUCUCUGUGCCAACAAGGUUAACUUUUUCAGAACCCCAGUUCUUCCCACCACUGCAGCGAAGUCUUGGUCUACAUAAAUAAUUUUAAGGAAGCACAUGACGCUAAUGCAAUCCCCAAUAGUGUCAGCUUCAUUUUGCUUCCCCUAUAUAAUGAUGCAAAUUCUCUUGUUAGCAAAGGAAAAAGAAUUAAAGAAAAGUUGCCAAUUUUUGGUCACUUGACACAGAAAUGGCUGAAGGGCACACCCAAGGAACCCAAUGGGUGAACCCUCAGCAGGAAAUUCGGCAACCAGGGGAAACCAUCCACGGUGGAAACACUGAAGUUGAGAACUUCCAAACAGGGAAUUAUAUUCAUGGAGGAAACAAUCAAGGAGAAAAUUACCAGGGAGGCAAUUUCCCACAAGUGGGGAUUGAAGGAGGUAAUGUCCAAGAUGGAAAUGGUGGACCAAACCUCCAACUUAGCAGCAUACCCCAAUGCACCUGGAACAUGCAAGGUUCCACCAUAAGGCCUCAAUCCUGCAGCUCUUUUUGUGUGAACCCCUAUUUCUGGGGAAAUCCUUCCUUGGUGAGCCCUAUAUGUGGUAACCCCUAUUUGAUGAACCCUUAUUAUUGGGUGAAUCCUCAGUGGGUGAACUUUCAAUGCGGCAACUCACAAUGUUGGCACCCACAAUGUAUAAACCAACAGAACGGGAAUGCCUUGAGACCCUCUUGGGCUCCUCAGCAAGGAGAAAGCAGCCAAGAAUCCCAUCUGGAGAACCCAGAAGAGGGAAAUUCUCAGGCAAGAAAUUUCCAAGGAGAAGCACAAAAUGUCACAGAAGGUAACAAAAAAGCUCAGAGUGGAUCUUGGGUUUCUCCAUCGUGCUUGGAACCUUCAUACAGAUGGAUCCUCCAUAAAGCUGACGUCGUUGGCCGCCAGUUAUCAAACUAUCUCCGGCAUCCUAACAUAUUAGACGUGUUGCUAUAUUGGGGUUUGGCCUUGUGUGUUUGUUUGAUGGCCAUAUAUUUUUGUAGUCAUCUUAUGGGAGGUUUUCAUUUUGAAUUUAGAAUAAAAUGAGGUGUGAAAAAACACUUUGGUUUUCUUUAUUGGGGAGAUUAUUAGGUAAAUUGGAUGUAUAAGAAUUUAGUAUUCCUUACACUCU
This is a messenger RNA of Hevea brasiliensis (rubber tree), 1401 nucleotides long. RefSeq lists its product as uncharacterized. The coding region runs from base 492 to 1316 and encodes 274 amino acids. The transcript has 2 exons. Lineage: Eukaryota; Viridiplantae; Streptophyta; Magnoliopsida; Malpighiales; Euphorbiaceae. The record is from RefSeq and is a predicted model, not a curated record.